CUCACUGUAGGAGUCCUUUAAACAGGAAUUGUUAAAAAUGGGUAAAGAGAAAGCUGGCUUUCUUACCCCAAAAGCAAUAGCUAAUCGAAUAAAGGCGAAGGGUUUACAGAAAUUGCGAUGGUAUUGUCAGAUGUGUCAAAAACAAUGCAGAGAUGAGAAUGGAUUUAAGUGUCACAUGAUGUCAGAGUCUCACCAAAGACAGUUGCUGCUGUUUGCAGAAAAUCCUGAUCAAUAUAUUGACGACUUCUCAAAAGAGUUUAUGGAUGGUUAUUUGGAGCUACUGAGGAGAAGGUUUGGUACAAAGCGAGUUCACUGUAACAUUGUGUAUCAGGAAUACAUCGCUUUUCGAGAACACAUCCACAUGAAUGCAACACAGUGGGAGUCGCUUACUGAAUUUGUUAAAUGGCUGGGUAGAGAAGGGAAAUGUGUUGUGGACAACACAGAGAAAGGCUGGUUCAUUCAGUAUAUUGACCGAGAUCCAGAGACAAUUAAGAAACAAGAGCAGAUAAAAGCCAAGGAGAAAAUGGACAUGGAUGAUGAGGAGAGGACUGCCGUAUUUAUACAGAAACAAAUAGAGCGGGCAGCCGAACAGGGAACAUCAGCCAAGGAAACAGAGUAUACAGAACUAAAGAGAGAAAAUGAAGAGGACAAGGUAUCUCUAAGUUUUUCUGGACUAAAGCCCAAGAAAAAGGAAGAAAAUUCAGUAUUAAAACCAGACAACCCUCUCAGUUCAAAGAAACCCACAGAACCAGAAAAGCCAAAGAAAAGAGAGAGCCGGUGGGAAAAAGAAGAGCCCAAGAAGGAGGUAAAAAAAGACCCCUUCAAACCUCCCAAGCCUGGAGAGAAACGUAAAUCAGCACUGGAUGAAAUCAUGGAGUUUGAAGAGAAAAAGAAAGAAAAAACAAACAGAAAAGAUUACUGGCUGACAGAAGGCAUUGUUGUGAAGAUCAUCACUAAGAAGCUGGGGGAGAAGUUCCACAAGAAGAAGGCAGUGGUCAAGGAGGUCCAAGACCUAUACAGAGCUGUGAUCGAAACCUUAGACUCAGGGAACAAAGUCAGAGUAGACCAGAAUCACUUAGAGACAGUCAUCCCAGCUCAAGGUAAAUUGGUCAAGAUUGUGAAUGGAGCCUACAGAGGCCAUGAUGCAGUUUUGGAGGGUAUUGAUGAGAAGAAGUUCUGUUGUACGGUGUCCAUACACUCAGGUCCUUUAAAAGGGCGUGUUGUGGACAAUGUUCAGUAUGAAGAUAUCAGUAAACUCUUUAACCAAACAUGAAGCUACAUGUGCCCAAAGAGAAAAGAUAUCUCAAAGACAGAAAAAGUACAACUAAAUAGAGACUAUAUGUGGCUGUUGUGUCAGGGAAUUGUUUGAUUAAACUGGACUUAUGUUUUUAAAAAAAACACAGAUAUCGGCAGGAGGUGAACAUUUGUGUGAAAGCAAGCAAUUCUUUGCCUAUUCACAAAAAGCAGCAAUAAGAAAUCAUAGGUGUGUUGCAUGAAACAUGCAUGAUCUAUGUUGUUAUGUUGAUGCACAGGACUGUGCAAAAAGAGAAUAAAUUCAAUGCAGCUUUCCAUUGAAAGACUGAAAAAAUAAUUUCACAUUUGAAGAUGUAAAUAUAUUUUUUUAAUGAAAGUUCAUAUUAUUAUACAUGUGUGUAUUAUACAAUGAGAAGAUUUUAU
Saccostrea echinata is the source of this 1677-nucleotide messenger RNA. RefSeq names its product DNA/RNA-binding protein KIN17-like. Bases 38 to 1273 code for a protein of 411 amino acids. The transcript has 10 exons. Gene Ontology annotation, molecular function: double-stranded DNA binding. NCBI's taxonomy places the organism in Eukaryota, Metazoa, Mollusca, Bivalvia, Ostreida, Ostreidae. Gene Ontology annotation, biological process: DNA damage response; DNA replication. Gene Ontology annotation, cellular component: nucleus. The record is from RefSeq and is a predicted model, not a curated record.